This is a messenger RNA of Dicentrarchus labrax (European seabass), 6302 nucleotides long. It is a transcript of the gene fstl4, whose product is annotated as follistatin-like 4. Bases 339 to 2879 code for a protein of 846 amino acids. Gene Ontology annotation, molecular function: protein binding. The transcript has 16 exons. Lineage: Eukaryota; Metazoa; Chordata; Actinopteri; Moronidae. Gene Ontology annotation, biological process: multicellular organism development; regulation of BMP signaling pathway; cell differentiation. The record is from RefSeq and is a predicted model, not a curated record.
CGUCAGGAGGAGAGCGGAGUGAGAGGAGUUGAAAUAGGGCAGAGCAGGAGCGGAGCGCUGAGAGGAAACCAGCCGGAGGAGCCGGAGGAUGGCAAACCGCCGCUGAGAGUUGGGACGCGCUUACCCGUCGCUACUCACUAACGCAUCUGCUGCUGAUACACCAGCCCCUAAUUAAUCUGAACCAUUUAAGCCCUGCCGAGCUGGGGGAAAGGAGUGGAACUAAAAAAAAAAAAAAAAGAGCGCAGUUUGGACGCGUCGCUGCAAAGGAAAUCUGUGGCAUAAUUUGCUCGCAUUUCCUAUCUUUCAGUCCUCUUUGCCUCGGAAUACCACAGAUAAUCAUGGGCAGCCUGGGUGUUUGGGCUGUGGCUGUGGCCGCUCUGCUGGGAACCUCAGGGUGCUGGCUGGCUGAAGGGCACAAGAGCAGCAGGCGAGGAAGCGUGGAUACAGCCAGCAUAUCACGUACCUCCUCGCAGGAACCACACUCCAUGGAGAAGGGGAAAGCAGACGGGAACAUCGAUCAAUCCCUCUCUGACCCAGACGGAGGUCCCUGUCGGAGGACCUACUGUGGACGGGGUCGACAGUGUGUGCUGAUGGCAGAAACCGGCCGCGCUGAGUGUGUUUGCCAAGAAAAAUGCCGGCCCUCUUUUGUGCCAGUGUGUGGCUCAGACGGCAGGUUCUACGAGAACCACUGCGAGGUUUACCGCACCGCCUGCCUGGAGAGGAGACGGAUCUAUGUGGUGCACAGCAAGGACUGCUUCUUCAAAGGCAAUGCAUGCACCAUGUCAGAGUACAACAGGCUGAAGAACAUGCUGCUGGAUAUGCAACCUAAAGUGUUGAAGACUGGAGAGCAGAGCCAGCAGAGAGACAUGGAGGAGAAGAGAGCACUGGUGGACACCAUGUUCAAAUACCUGGAUGUGGACCAGGACGGCCGGCUGGUCAGUGAUGAGUUGGAAAAGAUCUCUAUGAAGGAGCACCUGGAGGACAGCCUGCUGGAGUGCACCAUGCAGGACCUGCUGCGUUAUGACGACUACAACAACGAUGGACACCUCAGCCUGCACGAAUUCUACACAGCUUUUCAAGUUGUGCAGCUGAGCCUGGCGGAGGACCAGCAGAUCAGCGUCUCCACGGUAACAGUGGGCCUCAGUGCCGUCCUCACCUGUGCUAUCCAGGGGACGCUGCGCCCGCCAAUCAUCUGGAAGAGGAACGGCAUUAUACUAAACUUCUUGGACCUGGAGGAUAUCAAUGACUUUGGGGACGAUGGCUCCCUUUACAUCACCAAGGUGACAACCAUCCACAUGGGGAACUACAGUUGCCAUGCCUACGGCUAUGAAGACCUCUCUCAGACACAUGUGCUGCAGGUGAAUGUCCCUCCAGUGAUCCUGGUCUAUCCAGAGACGCAGGCCCAGGAGCCUGGUGUAUCUGCCAGCCUCCACUGCCAUGCUGACGGCAUCCCAAAUCCCAAACUCCUCUGGCUGAAGAACGGCAUGGACCUGCAGCCCAGAUCCUCCAAACAGCUCUCUCUCAUAGCAAAUGGUAGUGAGCUCUUUAUUGGCAGUGUCCGGUACGAGGACACUGGAGCCUAUACCUGCAUCGCCAAGAACGAGGUGGGAGUGGACGAGGACAUCUCCUCUCUGUUUGUUGAAGAUUCGGCCAAGAAGACCCUUGCAAACAUUCUGUGGAGAGAAGAAGGGUUGAGUGUGGGGAAUAUGUUCUAUGUGUUUUCUGAUGAGGGCAUCACUGUUCUGCAGCCCAGUGAAUGUGAGAUACGCAGACACAUGAAGCGGACAGAGAGGAUUGUUGCUACCUAUGAGGAGAUGUGCCCUAAAGGUGAGGGGGUGUCACCCCAGCACUGCGUGUGGUCCUCAGCAGUCAACAUCAGGGAUAAGUACAUCUACGUGACCCAGCCCCUCCUGAGCCGACUGCUGGUUGUCGACAUUCAAGCACAGAAGGUGGUGCAGGCAGUAACAACAGAUCCUUUUCCAGUGAAGAUGCUCUAUGACAAGUCACAUGACCAGGUGUGGGUGCUAACAUGGGGGGAUAUGGACAGAACACACCCAACACUUCAGGUAAUUCCUCAAGCCAGUGUGGGAGAAGUACAUCAUGCCAUCCGCACAACUUUCCAGAGGGUCAAUGACUUCUUCAUUCCUCCAACCAACCUUAUCAUCACUCACGUGAGGUUUGCCUUUGUCUUCCUCAAAAAUGAACCUGCAGUACACAAGAUUGACCUGGAGACCUUCCACCGCGUCAAGACCAUCAGCCUGAAGAACUACAGCUGCAUACCAGUCAGCAUGGCUUACACACAUCUGAGCGGCUUCUACUUCGUCCAGUGCCAGAGCAAGAGCCACCUGCAAGCCCCGCCCCAGCUUCUCAUCGACAGUGUGACGGACGCAGUGAUUGGUCCAAACCUAAACAUCACAGGGCAGCCUUUUGUGUCACCGGACGGCCGCUACAUUGUGACACCUGACCCGCAGAGCUCAAAGCUGAUAGUACAGACAGUGUCGUUCCAGGGGGAGCUGGGACUGAACCAGGAACUGGACGAGCCCAUAGCUGUCUCCGAUCUGGCUUUUCAGCCUUCCUUCACAGAGUCCAACCAGCAUGUGGUUGUGGCCACUUCAGGGUCAGGAACGGACCUGCUAUUUGCAGAUCUGUCCUCAGGCCGCACUGAGGUUCUCCGGAGCCUCAAGGAGCCCCUGGCCCCCCAAGCCUGGCCCUGGGGAGGCCCCAACAGAGUCGUGGUAUCCAGUGGGUUGUUUGGACAGUACCUGGUGACGCCGUCAGCCGAGUCCCUCUUUGUCCUGAACGGCAAACAGAGAACGCCGCACUGCGAGGUGUCAGACAUCAAGAGAGGGAACACAGUUGUCUGGGUCGGCGAGGUAUGAGUAAAAAAGAAAAAAAAAGAAAAAGAAAGCAGGAGACGUAGGAUUAGGGAGAGACGUAAAUGAAAAAAAGGAAAAGGAAAGAUCAGGCCAAAUUACGUAUAAUAAAGAUUUAUGUGAACAUAAGUUGUGGACUCAACCCUGGGACUGAGCAAGAGGGAUAAAUGCCUGGGUUUAUUGUAACAAAAGUACACUUAAAAAUAGAGUAAUUGAGAAAACAUAAAGAAACCCUGUUGUGAUAUUUCUAUUGGGAGAAAGUGUCAAUGCCGUUCAGUGCAACAGUGAUCUAUGUGCACUUAACUAUACAGAAUUGUACAUUAUUGCACUUCCUUCCAUGUUAUCACAGCAAAUAGGUACCUGAAGAGGGGUUAUUAACGAACUAUGAACUAUGCACAAUGCUCACUUUUUUUAGAGUAAAAAGCUUUCCGAUUUUGUUUAACUCAACAAUGUUUGUCGUUUUCACCAGUGCUGCAUAUAAUCACCACAAACUGUCUGUCCUGUCUGCCUUUAGUGUAUGUGUGUUCUGAGUCCUUUUAAAAGCUACCAACCCCAUCUGUUUACUCGCCUUUGUCAUGGUAUUGUACUGUAUCCUCCCUCUGAGAGCUUUCAUUUUCCUCAUGCCGGCAGAGGUUGGCUUUAUGCACAUGUGUAAUACCCUCUAUUUACAUUGUCUAUCCAAAGAGCCCGAUUGGUCCAUUAGCCGUCGACAGUGGAUGUUUCGCUCGCGGAGGGAGCCUAACCAGAAAUGAGCAGUACAUCUUGUGGUCUCUUGCAAUGGUAUAAUCUGUCCCCUGCUGUCUCUCACAUUUAUUCUGUACCUGCAGCACAACUCUGUGCUAUGGAGCCUGAAAACGCCACUUAGCAGAUUCCCUCAGGGUAAUGACUCCGGUUUACGCUGACCCACAUGCUGAGGCCGUGCCAAAAGUGGCAUCAACUCCUCUAUCUGACUGGCUGUGAGCAUUUGUACAUCCUCCCAGAGAGCCGUGCAUCAAGAUCAAACUCCUAGGCAGGUAGACUAUUCUCACCACGUGGUAACUAUUCAGCUUUAGUUAUAGGACUGUAACACAAAGAGAAUAUAUUUUUAUUAGUUUCUGUUUAUCAACCACGUUCAUAGGAAAAAAAUAUGCUGUAAUUUAAAACCUAGCAGCCUGUUUCAAAAGUAGGGAUACAUUUUGACAAACAUUAGCAAUAUGUAUCGUUAAAAAAAAUCCUGUUUGCAGGAAUUCUUAUUAAUUGUUAAAUGACUAAAAUGACAAUUGUACAGGUUUCUUUAUCAUUAUUAUUAUUAAAAAUAUGUAUACCUACUUUUGAAAACCCCGGUAUUAUCUGUCUUAAGGCAGUAACCGAACAAACACCAGCAACUCUUCAUCGAUCAAAAUCUCUGUGGUUGAACUGCAUCAUCUUCUGUGUAAUUUGCUUUUGGCAUUUGCUGUAAUCAUCAUAAUGAUGAUUCAUUAGCAGCAAUAUAGCGAUCCUGCUUCUCUGCAAAUGUAAUAAUGUUAUCAGAAAUUACUGGAAUCAUAGUGUCUCUUAAACAUUCUUGCCUGUUGACAGUAGUGCCGAGGUCUGGAGCUUGGAUCACAUACUUGAUGGCUCUCAGUCUUGGGGCAGUGGCUUUCUUUUCCUUUCUUUUAUUAAUAUUUAUGUUGCAUAGCCUUUCUCUGUACCUCCCAGUCUCAAACUACAGCUAAAAAAGAAUGUCCUCCAAUAUUGAGCUGUUAAACUGUUUUGGUUUUCUUAUUAUACAUUAUAAAAUAAAUCAGGAGCUAUUUUUCCAAUAAGCGGAUUCCUGUAGCAGGCAGAAUUUGUAUUCUCCCUAAAUAAAUAAAUAGUAUUUAUACAAGCUUGCUACUAAUUUUAAAGCUACUUGGCAUUACCUGGAUGAGAAUUAAUGAAUCGCACACUUACUAAUAUUAAUUACAUUUCUAGAAUUUGCUAGGCUCUACAAAUAGUUGGCCCAUCUAAAAGUUUUAAUUGAGCUUUUCUAGCCAGCACAAAACAGAUGUAAACCAAAAAAAGUAUACCAAUACAUAUUCCAGAACAAAACUUGCUGUUAAAUUUAAACCAAUCAAACAACUAAAUCAACUAAAAAUAGUGGACUAUAGAAACAGUAGCACUAAUGCUCAAUCUCUGGGUGGAAGGAAAUAUUUUCUCGUGCUGAAAUGGUCUUCUGAAGCUCCCUUCUACUUACAGUAUAUAAUUACUGCACAAAUACUCACAGCCUUUAGGAUUUUGCAGUUGUUGACCUUUUUUUGCCGUGUCAAACAUCCUCAAAAGAAGUGAGAUUAAUCUUGUUUAUUUAUCUCUGAAGGCCACCCGCAGAACAAGAUGUCAAAGUUCAACUUUAGGGUGUACAAAAAGUCUGUCGGAGUCCUGUAAGACAAGUGUACCACUGUAAAUCCAGCUGGAGUCUUGUUGAGUAUAUCUGCUCAUGUGUUUUCUCUUGUUUUUCCCAGAUACAAACAGCAGCCCAAAUUAAAUAUUAAUCAUGUUCUCCUAAUAUGUAGUUGUGCCUGUAACUCCCUAAAGCAAUGAAAUGUGUAGGGUAGAAACCAAGCUGUGUAACAAAAGAAAAAAGUAAACACAGGAGUGAAGGAGAUUUGUCGUUCUCGUUUGUGAUUUAGGUAUUUGCUGCUAAUCUGCCAUGAAAUCCAUCCUGGCACUAAAAGCCUGUCUGAUAAACUUUCUGAAGACAAUGACUUAAUGAUGAUAAUGUUUCUUAGACCACUGUUGCACUGAGGAGAGAAAUAUAAUACCUGACAUAUUUAUGUUUAUUGGAUGGACAUUUGUCAAAUUGAUAGCCCAGUUUUCUCACUGUGUCAAUGGAAAAAAUAUUCAGGCUCUGAUGUUUCCCAAAGCCACUAUCCCAUCCAAAGUCACUCCCCAAUGGCUCUAAAUGAGUAAUCUAUCCGAGACAUGCAUGUAAUGAAAAUAGAUCGUCGACAUGGUUAUCAUUGACCUCUCAGUGAUCUCUCACAGUCACAUACAGUUUACAGUUGCUUGUGAAAAUGUCACUUUUCUGCCCUCUCAUUGUCACGUCCGUCAGCUUAUCUCUUAAGGUCGAUUCAGCAGUAUGACAUCGCUACUAGAGCCAAGGAGAGCAAGAAUAAAGAGACUGCACCUGCGCUUGCUGAUAUAACUACAUUAUUGGCUAGCUCAUGUUAUUUGUUUGGAUCUACCUUCAGUGUCACAUGACUAAUUCCGUACCUCUCCUUUAACCCUCAAAGUAAGGGGCUGCAGAGCUGAACCGCUUGGUGUGAUAGACAUUGAUAGCAACCACUGUUGUAGAUAACAUUGUUCAUGUUUAGAACAUGUUCAGACAUGACAAAACUGACUGUACAGUUUUCUUUAUGCAUUUUGUGUGUUCUGGUUUAUGAGGGAAUUGUUUUGUAAGAAAAAAUCGAAUUAAAUAUAUUGUAAAAAUCA